UGUUUGUUUUAGCGUCUUUCGCGACAAAUAAAUAAAAAGAACAAAAUUAGUUAGAGACACUGUAACAAAGCAACCUACGGAUAACCCAAAGCAAUAAAUACAAGCAAAAAGCAGUAUCUUUAUAUGUACCUCGCCGGCUACCGUAGUUUGACGUGUGCGCUCUCUAACGUUAGUUCAUUGAAAACAUGGCAGGUGAUAUUAUUCUAGAAGACGAGGAGGAGAACAUUUUAUAUGAUUUACUUGUUAACACAGAAUGGCCGCCCGAAACGGACACGCAGCUGCGUGGACUGAAGGAACACAACUCUUCACUGGUUGCAAAGGCAGUGACAGGACCUUUCAGGUUUUUUCUGCACUACCUUUGGUACAGCCCCUCCAGCUCAACUCUUCCACCUGGACUGGUUCGCCUCGCAACUAAACAAGUGAACUGGCAGCUGGUGUUGGCAAGUAAUGGGAAGCUCCUGGCUGUGGUUCAGGACCAAUGUGUGGAAAUUAGGUCAGCUAGAGAUGACUUUGGAUCCAUCAUAGGAAAAUGCCAAGUGCCCAAGGACCCGAACCCUCACUGGCGCAGGGUUGCGUGGAGUCAUGACUGCGCUCUGCUGGCGUAUGCCGACAGCACCGGCACGGUCCGAGUCUUUGACCUGAUGGGCAGCGAACUCUUCAUUAUACCACCGGCCAUGAGCUUCCCUGGAGAUUUCAGCUAUGCAGCAGCAGGUCUGAUGUUUUUGGAGUACACGGGCAGUGCCCAGUGGUCAGCCGAGCUGCUAGUCAUCACCUACAGCGGGCAGCUCAAGAGUUACCUGGUCAGUGUUGGAACCAAUCAGGGAUUUCAAGAGAAUCACACCUUCAGUUUCUCUGCCCACUAUUCCAAUGGCAUUACCACAGCUAUAUAUCAUCCUGGCCACAGGCUGCUGCUGGUGGGAGGUUGUGAGUCUGGAGAUAGUGAUGUGUCCAGGGCGAGCCAAUGCGGGAUCACAGCAUGGAGAGUGUUGUCUGGGUUGCCUUACUAUAAACAAGUCACUAGUUAUGAGGAUGACAUCAGUGCGUCUCAGAGACGAGGAUUCUUCAAGAUGCCCAGCUUUCGACUUUUCUCCAGACAUAACAGUGAACAGGAUGGCGUGUUCAGAAUGAGUCUGUCUCCUGAUGGCACCAUUCUGGCUGUGAUCCACUUCUCUGGCAGUCUCAGUCUCUGGGAUAUUCCAUCAUUCAAACUGAGAGGCAGCUGGAAACAAGAGGAGCAACCGGGCUUUGACGAGAUCAACCCAGACUGGAAGACUUCACUGGAGAAGAGAAAGAAGAUAAAAGAUAAGGAGCAGUACCAGUCUCUGCUAGAUGUGAGUUGGUGGAGUGAGACUGCUUUGAUUUUAGCCCGUUCUGGAGCUCUAACCGUGUCUUCUGUGCGGACACUCAAAAACCUACUUGGCAAGUCCUGCGAGUGGUUUGAGCCCUCACCGCGAGUCACAUCAGCCCAUGACGGGGGCUUCCUCAGUUUGGAGUGUGAGGUAAAGCUGGCCCAUAAACGCUCUCGUCUGGAGAGCAGCGUGACUGGUGAAGAGGAUGAUGGAGAUGAUGAUUCUGACUCGGAUGAAGAAGCUUCGGCAAAGGCCCGUUAUUUCGGGUAUGUGAAGCAGGGCCUGUACUAUGUGACUGAGAUGGAGCGCUUCGCCCCUCCCCGAAAACGACCACGCACCGUUAUCAAGAACUACCGGCUGGUCAGCCUGAGAUCCACCACACCAGAGGAGCUCUACCAGAGGAAGAUUGAUAAUGAAGAGUAUGGAGAGGCUCUUUCUCUGGCUCAAGCGUAUGGGCUGGAUUCAGAUCUCGUCUAUCAGAGACAGUGGAGGAAAUCUACAGUCAGCAUCGCCUCCAUCCAGGAUUACUUGAGUAAGAUCAAGAAGAGAUCAUGGGUGCUGCAUGAGUGUGUGGAGAGGGUUCCAGAGAAUGUGGAUGCAGCCAAAGAGCUCCUGCAGUAUGGCCUGAAGGGAACCGACCUGGAAGCAUUGAUUGCUAUCGGUGCUAGAGAAGACCAAGGGCGAUUCAUCUUGUCAGGUGAUUUGGACUUGGAUGAUGCUCUGUACGAAGACUUCCUCUCCAUGGAGGAAGAGCUGGAGCAAAGAAAAGAGAGGGAGUCCAAGAAGAGGCAGGAGCUCCUCAAGAAAGUGGAUUUUAGCAAACUGACUCUGGAGCAGAAGGAGCUCUGCAGGAGUAGACUCAAGCUUCUCUGCUAUCUGGACCGCUUGGCCACUUAUGAGGAGAUUCUGGGUGGACCUCAUGCGGCAGAGCAGCGGUUUGAUGCUGAGUUUUUUAAGAAAUUCCGCAAUCAGAAUAUUGUUCUGUCAGCAAGAACAUACGCAAGGGAGAGUAACGUGCAGGCGUUGGAUAUUCUCUUCACUUACCACGGCGCAGAGUUGCUCCAGCAUCGGCUAGCCAUCCUCUGCAAUUUCCCAGAAACCACUUCUCCUCACGAGUACUCCGACCUUCUGCCUAAGGCUGGUGUGGAUAAGAAGGGUAAUUUGGUUUUGAUUCCUUGGGAGGAGAGUAGACACCGAGAUCUGGACUGGUGUGAAGUUCUUGAGUGCAGAGAAGUGGUGGAGCCCAACCCAAUGGACGACUGUCAAUUCUUAUAUGAAGAGCAGCCAGAGCUGGAGAGAUUUCGAAGCGCCGACCCCUUCAUCACACUGCUGACUGAGUGGUACCUGACCAGGGCACAGGACAUAGAGAGCCAUUCCCGGCAGGUGGAUUGUUCCCUAUCUCUGGUGCGUCUUGGAAAAGAGCAGAACAUUCCUGGGCUGGAGCUGCUUUGCGAUGACCUGGUUACAAUGGAGACACUGGUCUACGAGACGUCAUGUGACCUGAGUGUCACACUAAAGGAACUGCAGCAGCUCAGUGACAUCGACAAGCUCCGCCUCCUCAUGAAAAAUUCCAGCGAGGAUCGAUACGUGAGGAACUGCUUUCAGUGGAUGGUGCCGUUUCUGCACCGCUGUGAAGGACAGCGGGUGGGCUCUGCUUCCAGUCUUCUCAGAGAAUACCUGGUGACCCUCGCCAAAGACGAUCUCACACUCCCGCUUAAACACUUCCAGCACUCAAAGCCAGAUUGUCAUCCAAAAAUCAUUGGCGACUCGGAUCAGCUGAUGACUGUGGCGUUGGAGUGUAUCUACAGCUGUGAGAGAGAUGACCAGCUCGCUCUAUGCUAUGAUGUACUCGAAUGUCUGCCACAGAGAGGAUACGGACCUGAGACUGACUCCACAAAAGCCUUGCAUGACCAGGUGGACACUCUGGAGAAACACUUGAGUGUUGCUGAGGUGUUGGAGAAGCACGGUCUCCAGAAGCCCAUCUUCUUUGUGAGAAACAGUCAGAACAGCAAAGAGGAAGCUCACCAGCUGAUGGUCCGACUCACCCGUCACACAGGACGCAAAAACCCUCCUGUGAGUGAGACCGUGUGGAGAAGUUUACUUCAAGAUCUCCUGGACAUGCAGCAGAAUGUGUACACCUGUCUAGAGCCAGAGGCUUGCCAUCAGGUGUUUGUGGAGAGCCUGUUGUGUUCGAGCCGAGAGGAGAAUGUGCGUCUGGCGGGUCAGUUGAUGCACUGCAGUGGUGUUUCAGAGGACACUCCGGUCAGCGUGUCGCUCCGAGCUAAAGCUCACGCUCGUGUGUCUUACAGCCGCAGUGUGGAGCUGGUUCUGGCGGCCGCUCGUGAAUACUUCAACUCUUCAGCCACCCUCAGUGACCCCUGCAUGAGUCUGGCACGGUCGUGUCUGCAGUUGAUCACAGAUUGUCCAUCUCUAGUCCAAGAGGAGUUGGAUCUUAUCAGCGCUCUCUCGCGGCUGGAGCAGUUUGGGGUGAAGAUUCUUCCUUUGCAAGUGCGUCUGCGGACGGAUCGUCUAUCAUUGAUAAAGGAGUGCAUCUCUCAGUGCCCUACUGCAUACCGACAGUCCCUUCUUCUCCUCAGCCUGGCCAGACUGCUGCGCGUUGCAGGUGAUGAUGAGGCUAAGAGGAAGGGUCAGGUGCUCACACUGUUGGCAGAACAGGCUCUGCUAUGUCAGGAUUUCAAGGCCUCCUACAUCCACUGCCAGGAACUGAUGGCUGCAGGCUACAGUGAAGGCUGGGAUGUGUGCGCUCAGCUGGGACAGUGUGAGACGUUCACUCAGCUUUCUGGCCGUCAGGAACUGAUGGCCUUCUCCCUUACACACUGUCCUCCCAGCAGCAUCCAGAGCCUGUUAGCGGCGUCCAGUUCCCUUCAGACACAGGUUCUGUACCAGGCUGUAAAUUACAAGAUUGAUCCCUCUCAAGCCCGGAGAACAGGCAGCGAGCUGUCAGAGGUCGGAGCUGCUGUUCCUGGUUCAAUUAACCCCACAGACCUGCUGCACAGAACCACGGCCCGCACCAUAGAGGUCCUGACCAACACUACCAUGAGCACCAAAGCUGUCCUGACCACCGUCAUCGACUCCCACUGGUGGAGAGAGUCCCUCAGCCUGCUUCGCCCACUGCAUGGACCAGCCAUGGAUAGAAACCGUGCCGGAGCGGCCAAUCAGAACGCAGAUCUGGAGAAGCAGGGCUGCAGUCCUUUCUACGAGGAGCUGUUCGAUGAUCCAUAUGUCAAUACGUCAGAAGAUGUCUAUUCUUCGUACCACUACAACCCUCAAGAAGACUUUGCUGAAGUUUUACUGCGGACUGGCAAACUAGCUGAAACAAACAGCGAAGGACAAAAUCUCUUUCCUGCAACCGAAGUGCUCCUUCAGCUAGCCAGUGAUGCUUUUCCCAAAGAUAUGACACUCGCCCUGGCCUAUUUACUGGCUCUACCUCAGGUUCUAGAUGCGAACACGUGUUUUGAGAAGCAGCCGCCGUCAGCCCUCUCUCUGCAUUUAGCGGCGUAUUACUACUCUCUCCAGAUCUACUCCCGCCUCGCACCCUGCUUUAAAGACAAGUGCAGUCCUCUUUACCGGGCGGAUCCUAGAGCCCUGAUUCGUCUUGUGACCAAGCAUGUGACUGACCACGCUGGGUGUGAUUGGCCUGAUGAGGACCUGGAAGCCCUGAUCGGUCAGUUGCGGCUGUACAGUGAGAAACUGACAGACUUCACUCAAGCUCAGGUGCUGCAGGGACUUGGCCGUGGAGUUGAUGUCCAGAGAUUUAGCAGCGACAACCAGUACAAGAAAGAGACUAUUCUGGGCCUGGCUGAGACACUGGAUGAGAGUGUGUACAGCAUCUCUCGUUCUCUGGCUCACCGCUACAGCAUUCCUCUCUGGGAAGUGCACAUGACGCACCUUGAGUUUCUCUUCACUGAUAGUGGUCUCUCCACCAAAGACAUCGAGGGCAGGACGGAGGCGCUGGGUCUGUUUGAGACUCUAAAGACAGACCCGGAGUCGUUCUACAUGCACAUGACGAAAUACGUGUACCCCAGUAUAGCCGGGACCGACCAGCUCCGACUGCUCUUCUACUUCACUCUUCUGGAGAACUGCGGCUGCGCAAACUACUUCUCGCAAACUGCUAUGAAGCCUGAUACGCACCUCAAACUGCUCAAGAAGCUCAAAGCUGUGGCUGUAGGUCUGGACUAUAAGAAGAUGACAGAGGAGGAUUCAGAUCCUUUGAAAGCUCUGGAGCCGAUACUGACCAGCCAGAACGUCCUGUCGAUUUCCAAACUGGCCUCUCGAAUCCCCCAGAAGGGAGGUGAAGCUCUAACCUCCAGCGCUGUUCAUGCCACCUGGCUUCAUAAACUGUUCUGGGAAGGAGAUCAACAUGUGCUGAAAAAAGCCCCACAGACCGACCAAGACUUCCUUCAUGCCUAUGACACCUGUGCCAAAUAUUUUGACCGAAUGCUGCCUGUGGAUUUUGUCAACUUUUUGGAUGCCAUCACCUUUUCACCUGAAGCAGCCAAUAAGCUCUCAGUAGGGACCAGGCUGGAGAUCACCAAGCGUGCACAGAAAGCUCUAAAGAGCAUCAGCGAUAAGAAUAAGAAAAAGGGGAACGAUGACAAAAGUGAAAACUCCGCCUCCAACUUUGACUCCGCCCUCACUCAUGUUCAGCAGUCUCUGACUCAUCUGGAAACUCUGAGCCACUCCUUCCUGCUGUCACUCAAGACUAGUCAAGAGGAACUGUUGCAGAAGUACAGUCGCAUUUAUGACCUGUCCAGAUCGGAGCAAUCUAAAGUUCACCAUCUGGCUAUCACAAUGGCUACUGACGGACAGCCCCUAGAACGAAUCGAGCAGCUGCUCUCAGUCGCCGUCGGGACAAGAGACCUGUCCCCCAAGAGUGUGGUCCAGGACGCAGUGGAGCGAAUCAUAAGUGCUCUCAGUGGCGACAAGGACGUGUUGAAAGAUUAUGCAGACCCCUUGAAGGUACUGGAAGGAAUAGUUGCAGUGGUGCACACUAAUGUACAGAGCGGUGGGAAUUUAGUGACAUCCGAGGACAUGCUGAAAUGGUUGCGACCUUUUUGUGGGGAUGACACCAAGCCUGUACGACCCCGAAUUGAGGUCCUGCAGAUCCUAGAACAUUCAUUCAACCUCAGUUAUCAAGACAUCCUCCUACUGGUGUUCUUCAGGAGCCAAGCCAUUCUGAAAGCCUGCUGGCCAAACAGAAAGUGUGAGAUGAAAGAUGUCGAGAAUGAAGAAAAGCGAGACUCUUUGUUCCUGGAAUUGUUAGAGUCCAGCAGCAAAUGGGAGGAGUUUCAACACCUGAUGCUCCUCCUACAGGCAUGGCCACCAGUGACUGACAAAAGCAGGCUAGAGACAGAUCAGAACCCUUGGGUUUGUCUCACGUCUGGCCUGCUGGCACACUCCUCCAGCGUUUCUCAAAUCAACAUUGGAAAUGAGGUUUUAUCUAUGUGCCGCUCGCUCUACCUGACCAAACACAAGCUUAACCCACAGGGCAUCGGGAACAUUUCAUCUCUGUUAUUGAACGCUGGACUGAAGCUGCCUGCUCUGAAGUUGAUGACCGAAAGCAAAGAUGAGCAUUUGCUCAAACUGACCCAGGAUCAGAUCAGAAACAUUACUGAGGUGACUGAGGAGGUGUGUGACACUGAGCUGCUGUCUCUGCUGUUGAAUGCUGGAAUGUUGAUCAGCUGUGUGGACACGGCUGUGUAUCCUUCACUGGUCUCUCAUAUGUUGGCUCAAGGGGAUUGGGAUGUGGAGAAGGCGGCUCAUGACCUUCAGCAAGCCGGACACAGCGCUCAGGCUGGCUCCUUGCUCCUGUCCCAUCGCGGAUCUCACCCGGGACAGUUCACAUUCAACAGCGCGCUCGCAGUUGUUCGGAAAUGGCUUUGAAGAGUAAACGUGGGUACAGACUCACUGCAAAAAAAGGCUUUUCUUGCUAGAUUUUAGUCUUGUUUCUAGUCCAAACAUCUAAAAACUCUCAAAUCAUGAAGCAUUUUGUUGACUCGUACAAAAUAUUGUGUGGUUAAAAUUAUUUAUUUUCUUAAAAAAUCUAAAUAACCUGCGAAUGCGAAUGGAGUAAAUGAAAUAAUCUAGUUUCGGUUUGAAAUAAGAUUAUUUUUUUUACCCCACUGGUAAAUAAUUUAGCAUUUUUUAUAUAAAUCAAUUGACUUAAUUUUGACGUGUUAUUUCUGAAAAAAAAAACAAUAUUUUUAUCUUAAAAACUAAGUUCAAAUUGGUCAAAAUUAAGUGUGUUUAUCCUU
Danio aesculapii is the source of this 7624-nucleotide messenger RNA. RefSeq names its product NBAS subunit of NRZ tethering complex (gene nbas). The record is from RefSeq and is a predicted model, not a curated record. Lineage: Eukaryota; Metazoa; Chordata; Actinopteri; Cypriniformes; Danionidae. Gene Ontology annotation, cellular component: Dsl1/NZR complex; endoplasmic reticulum membrane. Gene Ontology annotation, molecular function: SNARE binding. Gene Ontology annotation, biological process: retrograde vesicle-mediated transport, Golgi to endoplasmic reticulum.